AUGCGCUUGAAUUGCAACAAAUUGACGCUUGAACGGAUUUCCAGCGGCAGUGCGUUCCAGAGUUUAGCCGAGGCUAUAGAAAAUGAUCUUGAACCAUAUCUGGUCAUAGCAUCUCAAGCAUUUCUUUGUAAGGAAGCGUCUCUUUCUUGUCCUGUCAUAACUCGCAAUCAUCGCCGACUCAAAGGCUUUACGCUCAAAACAUUUCACUUUGCAAGCCUGAUAUCCUGUGGUUUGCUAUGUCAGAGAGACCCUCGAUGCGUUUCGACAAAUUUCAGAAAAGUUUCCAAAACUGAGGGAACCUGUGAGCUGAACGACAGAGGAGUCUUCCCUCUUGAGGAAGGAAAAGAACUGGAAUAUGACGAAGAAGCUAUUUACACUCAAUUAUAUGUCAAAAAGCAUAACUGUCAAGUUUUCAAGGAAGAGUUUAAAGUCGUCAGCUACAGAUGCCCAGUUCCCUUAGGUAUGGAAAAUGGAGUUAUUACUGACCCGCAGAUCACUGCAUCGUCCGUGCAUAAUUAUAAUCAUGGCUCGCAAAAUGCAAGGUUACAUUUCAAGGGAGACCCGUUGACGCGUGUAUAUGGUGGCUGGGCAGCUGGUCUGCUAAACACCAACCAAUGGCUGCAAGUAGAUCUUCAGCAUAUCACAAGGGUAAUAGGCAUAGCGACGCAAGGGAGACAUGAUGUAGAUCAGUGGGUUACUGAAUACAAGCUACAAUACGGCGACGAUGGACAAACUUACAGUGUCUACAGUCGAAGCGGAGACACAUCAGAAACGGUUUUCCUAGGAAACACUGACAGAGACACAGUUGUGUAUCACGAUCUUAACCCGGUCAUUUAUGCUCGCUUCGUUCGAGUUGUCCCGAUGGAAUGGUAUCUUCACAUCGUAAUGAGAAUGGAGCUUUACUCUUACUCUUGUCAAAGUACCUCUGUCCUUCAAUCCCUACCGAAAAUGAAACCAGUUUGUAUGACCUGUGGAGUUAAUGCUGAUGCUGG
Pocillopora damicornis (cauliflower coral) is the source of this 992-nucleotide messenger RNA. RefSeq names its product retinoschisin. Lineage: Eukaryota; Metazoa; Cnidaria; Anthozoa; Scleractinia; Pocilloporidae. The record is from RefSeq and is a predicted model, not a curated record.